Molecule: messenger RNA, 2400 nt
Organism: Nanorana parkeri
Lineage: Eukaryota; Metazoa; Chordata; Amphibia; Anura; Dicroglossidae
Gene: KCTD19
Product: potassium channel tetramerization domain containing 19
Exons: 15
Coding region: 1-2400 (799 amino acids)
Source: RefSeq, a predicted model, not a curated record
AUGGAGUUAGACUUCGAGGGGAGACUCUCCAGCAGAAUGGAAGAGGGAGGUCCAAAAGAUGAAGACGAUGAACUCUUUUACAUUAAUGCUGGUGCAUGGAUCUUCCCCAUACCCAAGAUUAAACUGGCUUCUUUUCCCCAUUCGUUACUAUAUCGAGAGGCCUGCUUGUUAUCCGAAUCCGAUAGAACAAGGAUAUUCCUAGACCGGGAUGGCUUUGUAUUCAGCCAUAUUCAUCAAUUCCUACUAUUGUCACAGCUUCCAAUAUCCAGCUUAUCAGAACUGGACUUGUUGUAUGAGCAAGCUAGCGGACUCAAUCUGAUGGCGGUUAUAGAGGCGAUAGACAAGCUAAAGGCGGGAAAAGAAGAAAAAACAAUCCUCCAUGAGCAAGUGGUGCCAGAAAUUCCAGCCAGUGAGAAAGCUCCAAUAAACCGCUGGAAAACCUACAAAUGUAACAGCAGGCUAUAUGAAUGGCCUCCAAAAAUGUCCUUGUCCCCAGGGAUCCGGGACACAGCCCCUCUUGGACUUUUAGUUGAUCCCUUUCUUGAUGCAGAAGAGGAAGUUCAUUAUUGCUUCUUUCCAAUAGACAUUCUGAAGCAAUAUCCGGCACUGGUAACAGAUGAUAACUUGCUUUGGUUCUCCGAGAAAUUCAUACUGCUGGAAUGUGGAAGCCCCCAGUUCCGGUUCAUAGGAAAUUUCCUUUAUUCUGGGAAUUUUUUCUUGCCGGAUAACUUCUUAGCGUUUGAGGAUUUAGAAGCAGAAAUUAAUUCUGUGGGAAUUCCAGAUCUUCUCAAAGCAUUGUUGGAUGAAAAGAACGACUCAGGAAAGAAAAGCAGCCAUUACGUGGAUAUGCCAGGGACGUGGCACUCUAGUAACAGCUUGACAGCUAGUAAAACUGAGCACUCCAGUGGAGCAAAGCCUUUCUACGUCAUGUCUUUGGAUCUGUUAGGAAAAUACCCAGACUCUGCUUUAGGCCAGCUGUAUAUAGAGAGCAGUGUAGGCGGCAGUAAGCUGUAUAUCAGUGGCAGUGGGACUCUUUUCCAACACGUCAAAAAUUGGCUGGGAGCAUGCGGACUUCCACUGACCAGCAGUGCUUUAGAAAUCCAAGGCCUGUGUUUAUACCUGGAUAAAGGGGACGUCAUAUACCAGCCCAUGAGAGAAGCUAUGAGAACAUACCUAAAUUACAGACUGAAUAGGAGUCCUGGAGCUUCAUGUGAAAGUUGGAUAGCCGACGUGCAACAGUACUCAGCCACCCAGAUAGUUAGAGUCUAUGUGAGAAGCCAUUGGUAUGCCACACUUCUGAAAACGUUACUGAAGUAUCCAGAACUGCUCGCCAACGCUAAGAAGACACGCUGGAUCACCUGUGGCUUUUCCUUGUUAGUAAUUGGAGAUGGAUCCAUAUUCCGGCAUGUCCUCAACUUUCUAAGACUUGGCAGACUCCUCCUGCCCUCCGACUUCAAGGAAUGGAGGCUUCUGUGUCAGGAAGUGAAUGAAUUUCAAAUCUCAGCUCUCAAGGAAGCUCUACGUCACUGCCCGGAGUACAGAUUAUGGUUAAAAGAGAACGGAUCCACAGAAUGUUCCCUGGACCCUAAACACGAGGAUCUGAGAUCUGAGGGAAUAAUGUCUGUAGAUGGAUUGAAAAGUCAUAGAAUAAACGAGAACGCUAGCUGCGUUACAUCAGCCGAGGGACUGAAUAAGGAUGGUUGCAAGAAGAGAAAGGCGCCAUCAACAAGUCCGGUUACGCCUUCACAGUGCUAUAAUCCCGAUGGUUUCCCCAGUACUAAAUGUUGGAAACUGGACCAGACGGUGGAAGGGGAAAAGGCAAAUUUCAGCACAUCACCAAUGUUGAAGUUAAUAUCUUUGGUCAAAAAGCUGCACGAUAGCGCUGCUAUGGACUCUGUGCGUGAUGAGCUCCAAGAGCAUGCAUACUGUGCCAGGUCACAUAUGGAGGGCAUGGAGCUUGCUGACCUCGGCGCCAUUCUCUGGGUUCAUCAUCACCAUCUAGUGGCCAAUGAUGGAAGUACGGCAUCUUUUCAGGACUGCAUUGUGUAUACUACUGAACAUGAUAUUAAAGAGCUCACUCAUCAUGGAGCUACUACUGAUGAUCUUGUUUUCCUGAGUGUUAACAUGUCGCAUGAAGAAGUCUUUUAUGCCAGGAAAUGUCACUCCUUCCUGACUGGUAUUAUCUUGGACUCCCUAGAGCAGAAGGACUCCAAAUCUACUAGGUUCUGCGUGGCUGGUCUUGUGAGCAUGUUGUGGGUUGAUCAGAUUCCAGCUAGACAAUUUAUAGAAGAUUUAUUGACCCUAGAAAUGUACAGAGACGAGAGCACAAAGGAGACAUUACUCUGCUGGUUACAGGUACGCCACUUCUUUAGAACCUCGUCCAUAUUUGCUGUGCAGUAA